This is a messenger RNA of Talaromyces atroroseus, 1740 nucleotides long. RefSeq lists its product as hypothetical. The coding region runs from base 1 to 1740 and encodes 579 amino acids. NCBI's taxonomy places the organism in Eukaryota, Fungi, Ascomycota, Eurotiomycetes, Eurotiales, Trichocomaceae. Gene Ontology annotation, biological process: regulation of DNA-templated transcription. Gene Ontology annotation, molecular function: zinc ion binding; DNA-binding transcription factor activity, RNA polymerase II-specific. The transcript has 2 exons. The record is from RefSeq and is a predicted model, not a curated record.
AUGCUUAUAGACGCUCGCGCGACGCGGGCGAAGUCGAGACGCGGCUGCAAAACGUGCAAGAUCCGGCGAGUCAAGUGUGGAGAGGAAAAGCCGCACUGCGUCCGGUGCUCGAGCACCGGUCGCAAGUGCGAGUACGAUGUCUCCAUUCUGAACCUGCACAACCCGCUGUCGCUGUCGCCAAACACCGUGUGGCGAGAGCGCCGGUCCUUUGCCUCCUAUUUCCAGCACACCGCGCCGUACAUUGGCGGCGGGCUGGAUGUGGCUUUCUGGAGCACCGUUGUGCCGCAGGUGUGCCGGAGCGAGCCUGCCAUAUGGGAUGCCAUCAUCGCCGUGAGUGCGCUGUUUGAGACCCCUGAGCCGCCAGCUCCGGAGUUUGGCCCCCUCUCGUCCUGGAAGAAGGGCCAGAACCACCGAGAUGCGCUGGCCUGGUAUGCGCGCUCGGUGUCUGCGGUUCGCCAGCGGAUCGAGCGUGGUCGCUUAGACAUCUUUGUCGGGCUGAUUAGCUGCAUCCUCUUCAUCUGCAUCGAGGGCCUGCAGGAAGGCGUGGAGGAGGCCAUGCGCCUCUAUAACCAGGGCGUGUGUCUCAUUCUUACUUUGCGCGCCCAAAUAGCUGCCGGCGUCGUGUCGGCAACCAAAGCUUCGCUGCUAGAGGACACGAUCGUCCCCAUUUUCGAUCGUCUGGGGGCCAUCGCUCUCCCUAUCGGAACCCGGGUGCAUACGUUGCAGCGAGACACUAUAGAUGCAUCGAGACAAGAGUUUAUCUCCCUCAAGGCUGCCCGGGAAGCCGCCGUGUCUCUCGCCGCGGAUGUCCAGUUCUUCGAAUAUAUAUGCAUUGAGCAUCUACGAGAGACCGGCGCCUCUCACGUCGACCAGGAAUUAUUAGGGCAACAAACAACCCUAUCAGCCAGGCUCAGCAGCUGGCACACUUCCGUCACCAACCUGCUAGACUCCCUACGCGCCAAGGGCCUUUUAUCACCACAGCAAACCGGCACCGGCGCUCUUCUCCUUGCCCAUCACGAGAUGCUAUAUACCAUAGUCCGAACCUGCACAUACCCAUCACUGACCGCCACCGACGCCUAUCUACUAAAUUAUCAGAACAUAGUUGAACAAUCCAGCAUUGCUCUAGACGCCUCGGCACGAUCCGACGGCACACAGCCUCCGUACACCUUUGAACUCAACAUCGGCGUCCCGCUUUGGUUCACCUGUCUGCGGUGCCGCGAACCGCAAACUCGGCGCAUGGCACUGGCCCUAUUACGCCGCGCGCCCCGCGUCCAGGGAUUCUCCCAGCGCCACUCUGCAGUAGAUUUCGGGGAACGUAUCAUGGUUCUAGAGGAGAGAAACGCAAUGAAAAUGAACGCACCGCUCACACCACUAUCACCACUCUCUCAAUCUCCCAGCAGCAGCAGCAGCAGCAGCCGCAUCUCCCGAUUCGACCCAACCGUCUUUCUCACCACCCCCAACCACGAAUAUGCGCCAACCCCCCACUCCAUACUCAGCGACAUUAACAACAAUAAUAACAAAAUAUCAGCCGCCGCACUCAUCCCCGAAGAAGCGCGCAUCGGACCCGUAAGCAUAUUCCGACCACAAGACGGCUUCCCUCGCGGCACGACGGAGCAGGACAUUGCCAAAUGGAAGAUGCGGGGGCCGAAGCAGAUAUUCUUACGGUUGUCGUGGAACGAGCAUGAUGUUGAGAGCGAUACGUGGCGGACGGUGCACGAAUAUGUGCCUACUACUUUUUGA